Blepharisma stoltei is the source of this 573-nucleotide messenger RNA. Lineage: Eukaryota; Ciliophora; Heterotrichea; Heterotrichida; Blepharismidae. The record is from the annotation of a GenBank genome assembly.
AUGAUACCUGAAAUUAAAUUGCCAAAAAAUACUGAAUAUUCUCAAAUAGAAACCAAAACACUUAGGUUUACAAGAUGUUAUUCAAAUAAAAGAUUAUAUAUUUUCGACGUUGAAUGCAAAAAACAAACUGUAAUAAAUCUUCCACUUAACCAUGAUUUUAAAAAUUACGGUACCAAAUGUUUGCUUCCAGAUGGUAGCCUAUUUUAUUAUGAUGAUAACCAUUUAGUGCUUGUAGAUUCAUUGAAUAAUAUCAAAUUUCUUCCUAGCUAUAAAAGAGAGAAAAUAUGAGCAGGCUCUUUUUAUUGCAAUGGUUAUAUAUACUUAAUAGGGCAGCGUCUGAAAUACUCUGGACGAUAUGGUAUGAAGGAAAAUAGGUGAUACUCUAUUGCAAGUCCUUUUAAUGAAAGCGUUAAAAGCCAAGUAUGCACUUUAUAUGGAAACAUUGCAUUUUUUGGAUCGCAUUCUGCAAAUAAUGUAAUUAUUUAUGAUAUAAUAGCAGAUUCUUAUUCUGAACUACAAUUUAAAUCUCAAGAUGAUGGAUAUAUCGGAUUUAUGACUAAUAAUAAAAGCUAG